Messenger RNA from Manis javanica (Malayan pangolin), 7763 nucleotides. It is a transcript of the gene SREK1, whose product is annotated as splicing regulatory glutamic acid and lysine rich protein 1. The record is from RefSeq and is a predicted model, not a curated record. NCBI's taxonomy places the organism in Eukaryota, Metazoa, Chordata, Mammalia, Pholidota, Manidae. Gene Ontology annotation, molecular function: RNA binding. Gene Ontology annotation, cellular component: nucleoplasm.
GACUGGCCAAGGCAGACCUGUUACACUUGCCUGAGUUAGGCAUUGUUUGCCAUGCCACUAAACCUGCCGUCAAGUGAAACCUUCAUUGGGGAAAUGAGAUCGGAGUCUGAACCGCAGAAGAUGGACGCCCUGUCUCUGUUUUUUAUUGUUUUACUUUAAUUUCAUUUCUUUUUCUUUAUUUUGUCCCUUUUUUUGUUUUUGUUUUUGUUUUUGUUUUGUUAAAUCUCUUUCACUUUAACUUGUGAACUGGUUUUCCAGUUCUUUAUAAAUGGUAUUCCAUUAAAGGUUCAUAACAUUGCACUGCAAAGUAUAUUGGGAGGUGAUUAUCAGAGCUCAAUCUUAAGAUAAAUUUUCACAGUAAAUUAGGAUACAGUAUUAUGAAGUGCAGUUUGAGUCUUAAUUUGUGUUUUAUCGACUGAUCAGGUACAUUUUAUUCUUGAAACCCUAAACCACUGAUACGUCUUAGGAACACUUUUUGAUCGCAGGGCAGCAGUUUUUUAGUUUUUCCUCCAAGUUGGCAUCUCUCAUAAAAACCAACUGGUAGCUUCUAAUUUUCAUCCUUCCCCCUAGUAUUUUAGGCAUACAAAAUCAUCAAGGAAAAAAGUAAAUUUCUUAGUAACAAUCUGGGGCUAGAGGACAAGAAUAGACUUUCUCACUUUAUGAUAGUCAUUAAAAAAAAUAAACUAUUUUCUUGACUCAAUAAAGAAUUUUAGUUGCCUAGCGGGGAAUGGAUAUUUGAGAAACUUGAAUACAUAUUUGCCUGUGUGUUCCUCUGAAUUUUUUGUUGAAAAUUUUUCAGAGAUUACUAGCUUCUAAAUGGAUUCAGAGAUUAGGACUAGUACUUUAAUACUGUGAGAGAUGUUUUUACUGCCAGUUGUCUUUGAGGAGUAUAGUUUGGGAAAAAUGUUAAAUGCUUAUUUGUUUUAUACUUGUAUACACUCAGUAUUUGGAGGGUAAAUUUGAUAGAAUUCUAUGUUGGAAAUUAAGCAAUAGAACUUUUUUCUUAAAUUAUCUUUAAUCGUAAUUAGAAUAUGAAAAAUGUGCUUACAGUUAGACUUCAAUAUAAUAGUUCAUUACUACUGUAGGAGGCAGUGAGAGUCAGACAACCUACUGGUACUUUUUCUAAGCCAAAAUUGAAAGACUUUAUAAUAGUAAGUAUAUUCAACUUUUGGCCUGUGUUGAAUGCCCUUUUUAUUUAGUCUUUUUACACUGUCUUGAAUGGAUAACUUCGCUUAUUCAAUUGGCAGAUAAUACUAAAUUGGGGACAUUACUGGAGUGGAACUCUUAAGUUUUUUAGGUGUGUAAAAUAGGGUAGCUUCUCAGGACCUCAGUUGAUUUAUCAAAAUCUGUUCAGGUUUUACAAACAUUUACAAAAUAAUACCUCAUUAUAAAACAGGUCUGAUAGCAAUACAAAUAGUAUAGUAUAUGUGUAUACAAAUACAUGUGUUAAUACUAAUAACUAAUAAUAUAAACUAAAUUGUUAUUUGAUAUCUUCAGUAAGGCCUACCUACUUUUUAUUUAUGCAUGUUAAAAAAUCUGUAUAAUAAAAUAGCAUUGUUUUUGAAAUGAGUAAAAUAAUACAGGUGUAGAUGUUGGAAAGCUUUAGAAAAAGUAGGCAUUUGCUAAAGCUAAUACAAUGUUAAUUUUUCUGUUUGUAUAAAUGAGGUGUAACAAUUUAAAUCAAGUUUUAAAAUCCAUCUUGAAUUCCAUCAUGUUUAGAGAUACUCAGAUAAUGUUUAGAGGUUUAUCCCUGCACAUCUGGUUGUUUUAAAUAGAAUUUUUACCAGUAAAACUCAGCAUGGUGCUUUAAAUUUACUCCAUAUGCUAUUUCCUAUUUAGUUUUGACUUGUAUACUGUGUUUUAAAGUACUUUUGAAAAUUUCAUAAUAGAAAUGUGUAGCUAACUACCCCAUAAUUAUGAGUAGUUCUUUUAAAAAAGUUGUACAUGUAAGCUUUUUUCAUUUUUAGUUAUAGGGAAUCUUUCUUCUUAGCAUCUAAGAUUAUUUUAGUGUUUUGUUGUUGAUAAUAGGCAACUAAGAUGUUUAUAAGCAAGACACUGAGGCAUUAACUACCCCUCUUCAGAUAAGUAUACAUAAAUCGGUUCUAAAAGUCAUUGGAUUAAAAAGUUUCCCGAGACUAGGGAACUAUUUUUAGUCAUUCCCCAAAAUGUUAGGUGUUUCCCAAGGCAUAUCCUUUGGAAUGGGAUUCUUACAGGCAUCUCUGAUGUUGGUGAGAUGCCUUAUUAACUGAGUGGAUUGUAGGCUUCUUUUUAUAUUGAAGCUGAUUAUGUGCAGUAGGCUUUUGUAUUUUAGUCUACUUGAAUGGAAUCUAUUGGAAGAUUAUCAAAAUUGUUUGCAUCACAAAUAGGUAGUUUUAGUAACAGGAUAGGGACAGUCAGGAAAGGAACAAAUUUCAAUUCGCACAUAUUUGUUUUUUCUUUUUCUUUUUUUUGACUAAUUUGGUUAUUUGCCAUUUCUGGGGAUUAAACUUUAAAAAAUGUUCUUCUUUUCUGUAUCUGAUGUUCUGUGUGCUAUUAGUGAUGCAGCCAACACGAACGGUUGUCAUGUGUAACACAACUUUCGAUCACCGCGAAAACACCGUCCUGGGAAAGCGUCCAUGCUUGAUAUCGUUUGGUUCAUGAACAUUAAGUUUCCAGUACAGGUAAAAUUCCAGAGGAAUCCAAAGCCCUUUCUUUAUUGGCUCCUGCUCCAACCAUGACAAGUCUGAUGCCUGGUGCAGGCUUGCUUCCCAUACCGACCCCAAACCCCUUGACGACAUUGGGUGUUUCCCUUAGCAGUUUGGGAGCGAUACCAGCAGCAGCCCUAGACCCCAACAUGGCAGCACUUGGAGAGAUACCACAACCACCACUUAUGGGAAAUGUUGAUCCUUCCAAAAUUGACGAAAUUAGGAGAACAGUCUAUGUUGGCAAUUUGAAUUCCCAGACAACAACAGCUGAUCAACUGCUUGAAUUUUUUAAACAAGUUGGAGAAGUGAAGUUUGUGCGGAUGGCAGGUGAUGAGACUCAACCAACUCGGUUUGCUUUUGUGGAAUUUGCAGACCAAAAUUCUGUACCAAGGGCCCUUGCUUUUAAUGGAGUUAUGUUUGGAGACAGGCCACUGAAAAUAAAUCACUCCAACAAUGCAAUAGUAAAACCCCCUGAGAUGACACCUCAGGCUGCAGCUAAGGAGUUAGAAGAAGUAAUGAAGCGAGUACGAGAGGCUCAGUCAUUUAUCUCAGCAGCUAUUGAACCAGAGUCUGGAAAGAGCAAUGAAAGAAAAGGCGGUCGAUCUCGUUCCCACACUCGUUCAAAAUCCAGGUCUAGCUCAAAAUCCCAUUCUAGAAGGAAAAGAUCACAGUCAAAACACAGGAGUAGAUCCCAUAAUAGAUCACGCUCAAGACAAAAAGAUAGACGUAGAUCUAAGAGCCCACAUAAAAAACGCUCUAAAUCAAGGGAGAGGCGGAAGUCAAGGAGUCGUUCUCAUUCACGGGACAAGAGAAAAGACACCCGAGAAAAGAUCAAGGAGAAGGAAAAAGUGAAAGAAAAAGAUAGAGAAAAGGAGAGGGAAAAAGAGAGAGACAGGGAAAAAGAACGUGAAAAAGAAAAGGAACGGGGUAAAAACAAAGAUAAGGACCGAGAUAAAGAACGGGAAAAGGACCGGGAUAAAGACAAGGAAAAGGACAGAGAGAGAGAGCGGGAAAAAGAGCAUGAAAAGGAGCGAGACAAAGAGAAGGAAAAGGAACCUGACAAAGAAAAGGAACGAGAAAAGGACAGAUCUAAAGAGGCAGAUGAGAAAAGAAAGAAGGAUAAGAAACCCAGAACGCCGCCCAGAAGUUACAAUGCAUCAAGAAGAUCCCGUAGUUCCAGCAGGGAAAGGCGUAGGAGGAGGAGCAGGAGUUCUUCUAGAUCUCCAAGAAUAUCAAAAGCCAUAAAAAGGAAAUCAUCUAGGUCUCCAUCCCCCAGGAGCAGAAAUAAGAAAGAUAAAAAGAGAGAAAAAGAAAGGGACCACAUCAGUGAAAGAAAAGAGAGGGAAUUCCGUUCAGCCUCUACAAGGAAGAGUUCUAAUGAUAGAGAUGGGAAGGAAAAGUUGGAGAAGAACAAUACUUCACUGAAGGAAAAGGAGCACAACAAAGAACCAGAUUCAAAUGUGGGCAAAGAAGUAGAUGACAAGGAUGCACCAAGGACCGAGGAAAACAAAGUACAGCAAAACGGGAGUUGUCAGCCAAAUGAAGACCUGUCUACCAGAACAGCAGCAGUAUAGGACCUGACAAACACACCUCCUAAACACAUGCUGGAAUAAAAUCCAAAGCUUUUAAUUCUCUCAACAAGAUGUUAAACAGGAAAAAUCCAGUUGAGUAUAAAGAUAAGAGCUAACAGCUUUUCUAGUUGUUAGGUGACUUUGUGGCCAUCUUGUUUACUGAGUAAGAAAAUAAGGCAUGGAAAUAAGGCGUGAAAAUGACAGAUGUUAACCCAAACUCCUCAUCUUUUAGAACUUGCAUUUCCACGGUGGCUGACACACUUGUCAUGUGGUUUGUUAGUCUUUGCCAAGAACCGUUACAAAUAAAUGGGGCAUCAAAGUCCAAAUUUGAACUGUCCAGACUGGAGAUAAGCAUUGGAGGCUCUUAAAAAAAAAAUUCUAGUUAAUGAAUUUUGUAUUGUUUUACUUUUUUUUAAAUUUCAAUAUAUAGAUGGAUGAUGUGCUUGAAAUCGGUGCAAAUAUAUAUACACCCUUGUAAGUGCAGAGUAUGUAAGAAAUUUUAACAUUUACUUCACAGGUUUUACAGUGAUUGUGUUAAGUUCUCACUAUUGUGGUUUUUUUUGUUUUGUUUAGGACAACAGUUUUUCUUUAAAAUAGUUUUACAGAUUAAAAUUGCUUAAAUAAGUGGAUUAAAAACAACUGACAAUGCAUGCUACCAUUCUCUUUCAAAAGGAAGAGCAACUGUGUUGAAUACUAAUAAUGUAUUAGUAUUCAGUGUGUAGAAUCAUUGGGUCUCCCCACAAAGUAAGCAUUUCUUCUUUAACUUUAUAUUUCCUAGUUUAUUAUGAAUAAUAUUGCAGUGUGUGUUGUCAGCUGUAGAUGGCAAAUGUGCCAUUUUAAAAAGAAAAUUGGGUUUUCAAAAUGGGCUAUGGGAGCACAAGCUGAAGCUUUAGUGCCUUCUACAAUGUGGUAUAUACUGUUUUCUAGAAUUUUAUAUGUGCCAGUCAUUCUCAAUUCAUUCAGAAUUUAGGUGGAUAUUCUUUUCACUCCCAUAGAGACGUGUGCAAGCAGUAUGUCAGAAGAGCUUACAUAGUUCACCUAAUAUGAGAAGGGAACUCCUGUUUUCAAGAAUGACUUUAGAGCUUAAACAACAAUGCAGUUUUGGGACCAUCAGUUCUAUACUGUGAUAACUGAAAAUGAAGCAUGUUCUUAUUUUACUUAAAGCCAACUCCUUAGUUGUCUACAUUGGGUGGCCUUAAUUAUUACCUCUCAAUCAUUGUCUCGUAAAUGAUGUGCAAAGGAGAUCAUGUAAAGGAGAAUACAUCAAGUUAUUUGUUUUUUAUCUUUAAGGAUAUGUUUGAGUUUAAAAUACAGGUCAUCCGUAAUUUAUAGGCUCACUUUUUGCAGAAAGUAUGCAAGUAGUAAAAUGACAAUAUUGCUAAUAUUUUUCCCCAAAGCCAUAACUCAAUUGUUUUCAGAAUCCUUUUCAUUAUUGUUACAUUUCCAAGAAAGUUAUACUAUUUAAUUAGCAUGUUAUUUAAAAAUCAAGUAUAAUUACUUUAAUACAAUCUAAUACAAUCAAAUUACUCAGUUGCCUUACCUCAUGGGAAGAGUUACUUAUAGAUUUAAAAACUGAGUAGCACAUCAGUUACUUGGUUUCAACUUGAGUUUUCUUUUAAUGUUAAUACUAUUGAAGCUGAAGUGUUCAGUGAAGCAUACAAAGAAUUGCCCCUAUUUCAAGUAAUGAAACCUGGUUUGUUCACAAAGCUGCUUAUUUACUCUUCAUGUGUUCAGAAUUAGUGUGGUUUUUUUUCCUCCCCUUUUUGUCACUAUGUACAUUAAAAUUUUUGAAAAUGCUUUACUAUGUAAAGUAUAGAUGGUCAUUUUAAUCACUCAACCACAUACGGUUGGCUGGUAAACAGCUUAUUCUGAUAGAAGAGUGGGUGCAUAUGAAAGAUUGUGAAGGAGUGGGUGUCCUGCAUCAACACCUGUCUUAUUUAUGAAAUGUAAGUAGACUAGAGCAAAUGUUGGAAUCUUUGCUAUUUUCAGUACAAUUUAUCUCUAAUAAAGCUAAGUGUUUUAGAGGAAAGUAUUGUGCAUUGCAAAACAGCAUCUUAGUUUCAUCCUGUUUUUGUUUUAGUUGGCAUAGAAAUUGUUUUGAUAUGGAGAGUGAGUGUGUGGUGUCUAUGAAAAAAAUCAUUUAAAGCUUGAAUGUUUCUUAUAUUCUGGAAUCUUUUAAUAAUGGUUUUUAAUGUUGGUAAUUAACAUAUUUAAUUUAGUCCUGCUGCUAAUUACUUUUCUUCCUGGUGAUAUUUAUUUGGCUUUAAAAAUCAUACUAAUCUUGAGACACACUGAUUUGUAAAAAGUUGGGCAUGAGUAGUAAUACAAGAGAUCUGGAGGAAGUAAAAUAUUUUCUUAAAUGGGCUCAUGAAAAUAAAGAUUUCUAGGGUUGUAGAGGUAUUGGGGGGUAUGUGUAUGAAAAAUACAUAUUUUCUCUUUACUUGAGCUGAUGAUGUUACCAUUUGCUUACUAUUUUCUUUCAAGGUAUUUUGUUUUUUCUUUAAGACCAUUCUUUUUCAUCCCAGUUAGAUGUCAGGAAAACUUGAGGUAAGGCCAAGAAGACAGCUGUUUUACACUUGGUACCGUCUGUAAUUAUCUUUUUUAGCUUGAUUAUAUAGAGAGUACACUCUGUUCCUUAAAUUGUAGUUGCUAUUCAUCAUUCUAGACAAAUUCUGUUGUUCCUUUUGUUCUUGCUUGUAUAAGAUGGUCCUUCAUAAACUAACCAGUUUUCAAGAGAGAAAACAAAUACAAAUCCUUAACUUCUGCAACUGUCUCCUUAGUUAUUAUUUUCUGUCUAAUUUUAAACACUAGGCAGUCAGCUUAUGAUUUUUUUUGUUUUAGAGUUCUUUUUUCAAGAGGUUCAGUAUAUAUAUGCUAUUUUGAUUUGCAGAAGUGUCAGAGACUUAAAGUUUGACAUGCUCAAUUAAAAAUAACUGGCGUUUAGAAUGAAUUUUCUUUUAUCAAGAAAAUAAUUUCUUUUGUGGUAUUAGUCAUUUUCAGGGCCCUCAUUCGUUCCUGUGUAUAUCUUACUAUCUUUAUCUUAAAAUUAGAAAAAAAGAACCUUUAUUCAAAUCUGCUCUCAACUGAAGAUGAUAUUCAAACUUAAGGAUUGAAAUAUAUUGUAGUAGGCUUUUAAAAGUUUUUUAAAAACCAAUUACAAAUAAUAUUAGAUUUAAAUAUUUCUGUAGUUGAAUUAGCAAUUCAAAUGAAUCCUUUUGGAGGGAUGCAUUGAAUAACUUUAGCAUACUAUAUUUUCAUUAAGCUAGUAUUUGAUUUUAUCUAGGUGGGUUAUGAAGUAGAGCCAUUUCCACCAAGAAAUUAUGUUCCUUAUGUGUUUAAAUAUUUAAAACUUUCACUGCCUACAUAGUAUUUUCUUGUGUUUAUUUACUAAUGUAAUAUUCAUUUAAAAGUGUUUAUUUUCAGAUUUCAAAAGUUAGUGCUCUUAAAAGGCUGAAUUAUAUUUCUGAAAGCAGGAGUUAAGAAUAAUGUAAUAAAAUAAUCUUUUAAA